This is a messenger RNA of Tauraco erythrolophus (red-crested turaco), 3662 nucleotides long. The record is from RefSeq and is a predicted model, not a curated record. NCBI's taxonomy places the organism in Eukaryota, Metazoa, Chordata, Aves, Musophagiformes, Musophagidae.
AUGUUCUCAACAUAUGCGGGUGAGAUCUCCCAAGGAGGAGAGGUGCUCAGGGACUUAAGUCACAACAAAUUAUCUUCAAUCAAGACCAGUCUCUUGGAUCACCUUCAUAGUCUUCGGGAAGUGAAAUUGAACAACAAUGAACUGGAGAUUGUUCCAGAUCUGGGGCCAGUCUCUGCAAACAUAACUCUUCUAUCUUUGACCAGUAACAAGAUUGCCAACAUCUUGUCUCAACAUCUGAAGCCGUUUCAGAGUCUAGAAACUUUGGACCUGAGCAACAACAACAUAUCAGAGCUAAAAAUAUCAUCAUUUCCAUCGUUACAGCUCAAAUACCUGUACAUUAACAGUAACCGAAUAACCUCCAUGGAGCCUGGUACCUUUGACAAUUUGUCUACCACACUUCAAAUAUUGAAACUGAACAGGAACAAAAUUUCAGCAAUCCCUCAAAAGAUGUUUAAACUCUCCCAUCUGCAGCACCUGGAACUGAAUCGCAACAAAAUUAAAAAAAUAGAUGGGCUUACUUUCCAAGGACUUCCAGCUUUGAAAUCAUUAAAACUGCAGAGGAAUGGGGUUACUAGGCUCAUGGAUGGCGCUUUCUGGGGCUUAAGCAACAUGGAAGUCUUGCAGCUGGACCAUAACAACUUAACAGAGGUAACCAAAGGCUGGCUUUAUGGCUUGCUGAUGCUGCAGCAGCUCCAUCUCAGCCAAAACGCCAUCAGCAGGAUCAGUCCUGAUGCCUGGGAAUUUUGCCAAAAACUCAGUGAGCUAGAUUUGACGUUCAAUCACUUAGCAAGGUUAGAUGAUUCAAGCUUCGUUGGUUUAAGUGUGCUGGUUGGACUGUACAUUGGAAACAACAAAGUGAAUUACAUUGCCGAUUGUGCCUUCCGGGGACUUUCCAGUCUACAGACUUUGGAUCUGAAAAACAAUGAAAUAUCAUGGACUAUUGAAGAUAUGAAUGGUGCCUUCUCUGGCCUGGAUAAACUUAGGAAGCUGCUACUACAAGGAAAUAGGAUUAGAUCCAUUACAAAGAAAGCAUUUUCUGGUUUGGAUGCGCUUGAACACCUAGAUCUAAGUAACAAUGCAAUUAUGUCAGUUCAAGGAAAUGCAUUUUCACAAAUGAAGAAACUCAAAGAAUUGCACUUAAACACAUCGAGUCUCCUGUGCGACUGCCAGUUAAAAUGGCUGCCACAGUGGAUGUCAGAGAACAACUUCCAGAGCUUUGUAAAUGCCAGUUGUGCCCAUCCUCAGCUGCUAAAAGGAAGAAGUAUUUUUGCUGUCAACUUGGAUGGGUUUGUCUGUGAUGAUUUUCCUAAACCACAGAUCACUGUCCAGCCAGAAACCCAGUCAGCAAUCAAAGGCUCCAAUUUGAGUUUCGUAUGUUCGGCAGCCAGCAGCAGUGAUUCCCCAAUGACUUUUGCAUGGAAGAAAGACAAUGAAUUACUGCAAGAUGCUGAAAUGGAGAAUUACGCGCACCUCCGGGCACAGGGUGGUGAAGUGAUGGAGUACACUACCAUCCUUCGACUGCGCAAUGUUGAAUUCAGUAACGAAGGGAAAUACCAGUGUGUUAUUUCAAAUCAUUUUGGUUCAUCCUACUCUGUCAAAGCCAAACUUACAGUAAACAUGCUGCCUUCAUUUACAAAGAUCCCCAUGGACUUAACCAUUCGUGCUGGGGCAAUGGCACGCUUGGAAUGUGCUGCAGUUGGGCAUCCUGUCCCGCAGAUUGCUUGGCAGAAAGAUGGUGGAACGGAUUUUCCUGCAGCGCGCAAGAGGCGCAUGCAUGUCAUGCCUGAAGAUGACGUAUUCUUCAUUGUUGAUGUAAAGAUUGAGGACACAGGCGUUUAUAGCUGUACAGCUCAAAACACUGCUGGAAGCAUUUCAGCUAAUGCAACGUUAACAGUACUAGAAACACCAUCGUUUUUGCGGCCUUUGCUGGAUAGAACUGUAACAAAAGGUGAAACUGCAGUCUUGCAGUGUAUUGCUGGUGGUAGCCCUCCACCCCGACUGAACUGGACUAAGGAUGACAGCCCCCUCGUGGUAACAGAAAGACAUUUCUUUGCCGCAGGCAAUCAGUUACUAAUUAUUGUCGAUACAGAUGUAGAAGAUGCUGGGAAAUACACUUGUGAAAUGUCUAAUACACUUGGAACAGAACGAGGCAACAUCCGCCUUAAUGUAAUUCCUACUCCCACCUGUGAUUCUCCUCAAAACAUUGCUGCAUCACUUGAUGAUGAUGGAUGGGCCACAGUUGGCAUUGUGAUCAUAGCUGUGGUUUGCUGUGUGGUGGGCACUUCCUUGGUGUGGGUGGUCAUCAUCUACCACACCAGAAGGAGAAAUGAAGAUUGCAGCAUUACAAAUACAGAUGAAACAAACUUGCCUGCUGACAUUCCAAGCUACCUGUCAUCCCAGGGGACACUGGCUGAAAGGCAGGAUGGAUAUGGUUCAUCUGAAAAUGGCAGUCAUCAUCAGUUCUUCACAUCUUCCAUGGGAGGGUAUUUCUUGCAGCAGAGGGACAGUAAUGGCAUUUGCCAUCUAGAUAAUGGCAGUGAAACAGACUUGGAGGGUGUUGCAGAUCCGUUCCUGUGUCACUAUCUGGGGACUUCAGGGACUUUGUAUUUAAAAGGAAACACAUACGGCUCUGAGGCCUUUGAAGCAUACAGUGCAAGUUGCAGCCCUGACCAAAGAACAGCAUGCCUGGACCCUUACGAGUCUGGAUAUCUAAAGAAAAAGGAAUGCUAUCAAUACUCACCUCCACUGGAAGAUCCUUUUGAUCAUUGUGUUGGCAUAAUUGGGAUGCAGGCUACAAGUAGCAAAUUGAUUAACUCCAUUUAUACUCAAAAUGAAGGAACUGGACUAAAAAGCAAAAGUCUGAACUCAGACACAUGUGACGUAAACAGAAGUUUGGAACCCUCAUCUAUUAUCAGUAACAGCACUUUCAUGGGAACAUUUGGAAAGCCUUUAUGGAGGCCUCAGCUGGACUCUCUUUCAAGUUGUAGACAGCCAGCAACUUGCCAAACAAAAACCUCCCAUCAUAAUCCUCAUGCCUCACUGGACUUCGAUGCAGAGGCAGACGAAGAUGGAAAGGAAAGGACAGUUUCUAGAGGAGAAAAUAGCAUUUAUACUUACAAACAGUCCUUUGAAAACUUUAGGACUUCAACUUUCCCAUCCUGUGAUUUGGAUACAUAGCUCCUUUUGGACCUGCCAUUGAUUUCUGGAACCAAAGAAAUACUUUGACAUACUACUACCUCAGUGUGGAGUUUUAUUUAAAAAGGGAGUAAGGAGAGGAAGAAGGGAAGAAAGAAACUACAUGAUGCUAUGAAUUCAGACAAAUAAAUGCAUUUUUAUUCAAAUAAAACAUAAUUGCCAAAAUGCUCUAUGUUUUUAUACAGGGAAAACAUUCCUUAUGAAAGUACUAUAUUUCUAAUUAUUUUAUAGCUUUGUUUUAUGCAAAUAAUAUCUUUUGUAAAUUAAUGGUGUAAAUAAUACAUCAUAUGUAUUUCUAUGUCAGACUUCAUUUUAUUGAAAUGAGUAACAAUCAUUCUAAUUUUGUACUGUUACUUGUACCUUUUUACAAAUGGAAACUCCAUGCUAUUUGCAGGUAUCAUGCAUCUUAUUUGCACAUUACUUUUAAUAAAAUAUGCUGCCAUGUGGUCUCUGACCUGCAUUAGUGU